This is a messenger RNA of Fusarium odoratissimum NRRL 54006, 2239 nucleotides long. RefSeq lists its product as uncharacterized. Gene Ontology annotation, biological process: DNA-templated transcription; positive regulation of transcription from RNA polymerase II promoter by galactose. Gene Ontology annotation, molecular function: zinc ion binding; RNA polymerase II cis-regulatory region sequence-specific DNA binding; DNA-binding transcription factor activity, RNA polymerase II-specific. The record is from RefSeq and is a predicted model, not a curated record. Gene Ontology annotation, cellular component: nucleus. Bases 60 to 2153 code for a protein of 697 amino acids. The transcript has 2 exons. NCBI's taxonomy places the organism in Eukaryota, Fungi, Ascomycota, Sordariomycetes, Hypocreales, Nectriaceae.
CCAACAUACAACAGCCAUCACCCUCGUACUAAAACAUAUCCAUUGCUUUCGGGAUCUCAAUGUUCACCACUUUUGACAUAACAACUUCGAAUUCCCUGUCAAGCGGGAAGCCUCCUUCUCCGCCAACCUCACAACCCCGCCCCAAGAGGGCUCAAGUCUCACGCGCCUGCGACUGGUGUCGCUUGACCCGAGUGAAAUGCGAUUCUACCCGACCUUGUCGGAACUGCAAACAAGCCAAUAGAGAAUGUGUAAACUCAGGUCGCGAUGAUUUCAAAAGUGUUGCCGCAGCCACAAGAGAGGUUCAACGGCUGAGAAGUCAGGUGCAGCAACUUGAGAACAAGCUACUGAGUCCAUCUCCUUUACCUCAGAAUAUUGAUGCUGUGUGUAAGCGUUCAUUAAGGUGGAAAGGGGUUCGAGUGAAUGGCAUUCAGUACGGUCCAUCCUCGCUGGCGUACUUCACUCAUCGAUUAUCGACUUUCACCAAAUCGAGCUUUGAGACAAAUGUCCUGUCAAGUCCCAAACUACCAGCUACUUCAUCUCCGCUUAAUUGCGACCGACUGCAGCGUGAACAACAAGACGCUCUCCUCGACCUUUACUGGCAGGGCUAUCAUGCGAUUUAUCCGGUGAUCGAGGAGGCUGCUUUUCGACAACUUUACGACUCACUCUGGAGUGACAACACGACGAGACAGGCAGGUCCUCUGGUAGACAUUGUGAUCGCCUUAUGCAUACAGUUUGGCUCCUCAUACACAACUUGUGACAAUGUCGUUGUGCCUGAUCAGCCUGGUUUCGAUUUCUACCUGCAGGCUCAGCAGGCGCUGGUUCAAGAUUUGGAUUAUCCGUCUUUACAGUCGGCGCAAUGCUAUUUCCUCAGCGCCGUAUAUCUCUUGGCCUUGAAUAAAGAGAAUUCGGCCUACAUGAUGAUUCGAUCUGCCGUCGCCGCAGCAGAAUCACUUGGACUGCAAUUCGAUGGCGACGGUAAUGAGACCCAAGACAACGAAGGCUCAACUUGUACAAAAACAGGGUCCCGGUUAUGGAGAUGCCUUGUCACAUUGGACACACAGGUUUCUCUGCAUUUGGGCCGCCCCUUCGCAAUUUCAGAGCCCCAUCUGUACGAGCGCGAACACCCAGAAUCUGACAGUAUCGCUCAACUUGCCGGUCCAAAUUUCACCCUUUCGCAGUCCUCAGGCAUCAACUGGCUUCGCUUUCAGCAUGAGAGACAAGGCCUCUUUCAGAUCAUUCGUGAGAUUCAUACUGAAUUAGCGAGGGUAAUGGAGAAUGUUCUUUCGGAGAUUGAUCAGCCCGACUUUUAUCAGCACCCUUCAUCACGGGAGAAGUGCGCAAAGUAUCUCUAUGAGCAGCUCAAGCGUCUCAAGGCCUGGGUUGAGAAACUGCCGGGGAGUUUAAAGACACCACGGGUACAAGGUGUACCCUUCUCAGUUGAUCGCUCGCCGCUCGAUCUCAGCCAGGCCGAUCCCCUUUGGCUACAAAGACAACGGCUAGUGCUGGAAUUUGACUACCAUUCCUUAGUCAUUAUGCUCACUCGAACGUUCAACUCAUUUCUACCAACGCCAGCACUGGGCACUUUCAAUAGUGAUAACCACUGCAUAACUUGUGUGAACUCUGGCAUUAUGAUAACAAAUAUGUUGCACCAGCUCAGCAGGGAUUCCGGUAUUCUUGCUGGGUGCUUUCAAGUCUUUGACUGGCAGCGUACCGCCACAUUUGCUUUAGCUGGCUUCUCUUGCGGAUAUCCCAUUUGUCCAAUGUCCCCCACAGCGCGGAAGACGUUGACACUAGCUGCGAGGGUUUUUGAGAUAUUUGGAUCCAAAGGAGGUGUGCAAUUGACCAACAGUCUCAAGAUCAAAUGUCUAGAACUCGUGGAAGCAUUCAGAGCAAGGCUUGGUCUCGCUACACCCGCGACAACACCAGCCAGUAACCAGAAAAGCCCAGAAACGUUGGAUACGGUGGUGGAGCCGAGUAGCUAUCAGAUUAUGAGUGUUGGUGAGGAAGCUUUGUACAAUGCAGGUUUUGAUGCGACACUUAAUGAGGAUAUGUGGACUGUCGACACACCAAGUGGACUGCUCUGGGGCGACUUGUUAAAAGAUUUGGAUUCAGGCCUAGUUUCAUCUCUUGGACAGGUUGGGGUUGACGAUUGAUAUCGCCAUCAUAUUAAAUAGUGCCUUAGCCUUCCGAAAUGCUUCAGUCAGCAUUAUUGCCGUUGUUGUCAAAGACCUUUGAUCAG